AUGGCACAACCUGUGCGAAAAAAUAGACCAUAUUUACCGGAUGUCUAUGUACAAGAACCGAAGCAAAAAGAAGAUGAACUUAGUACUGAAACAGUUAAGAAUGGAUUUACAUUCAAACACAUUGAUCUGGCAUUAGAACACGAUGGAUUUAAAGAUUUUAAACAAUCUGAAGAUGAUAUAUUAAAUUUAUUUCGACAUAUUUUAACAAAGAAGGAUGAAAGUAAUACAAUAAAUGAUUCAAGAAGAAAAUUUUCAAUAAAUACAAAAGAUAACUUUUGGCCAGCUGUACGUUCACUAAGACGUUUUGAAACAUGGAUGUCAGCAUUAGCAUCCACAGAACCUGUAAAUAAAUUAGUAAAAUCGGUACCAACAUUUUUGAAAAAAGAAGAUGUAUUUCACCAUUUGUUUGAACAUAAUGUAGCAUUAUUACGUGCUGGAUGGUAUAUUAAAAUGUUAGCACUCUAUUAUAGUACAAAUAACGAUUCAAAACAAAAAAAACGUCAUGUAGCAACGGAUCCAUGUACAGAAUGGACAAAAGCCAUAAUUGACAUACUCAAAGAAGUUUUUGGUCGUUUGAUUAAAGACAAUCAUUAUCAAACACAAAUGUCUGAAUCGAAUACACCAUCUACAAUUAAUGUAGACUCAGAUCAAAUUAAUGGUCCAAAUUCAGUUUCAACUACAGUCGGAUCAUUGACGCCUCAAUAUGGUCCAUCUACUCCGCAAAUGUUACACUCUUCAAAUUUAUCACAACCGUCGGCAUCGCCAACACAAACGUCAACAACUUCAACGUAUCAAAAUACGGCAGAUAAAACAAGAAGACAAUGGGAUUAUUACAAUCGAUUACUAAGAGUACUGUUUGAUCAAGCCCUUUUAGAUCGUCAUAAUAUUGUUGAAUGGGUUGUUGAUACAUUUAUUGAUCGAAUCAAACAUGCCGAUGAUCAGAGUCUACGUUAUGUUAUGCCUAUUGUUUUUCAAUAUAGUAAUGAAAUAUUAGAAUAUGAAAUAUUUUCACGUAAAAUUGCUUAUUAUUGUUGCUCAAGACUUGGUGAUUUAUACAAUGACAGUGUUACUUCAAAUUCAACACAAAUGACGGUACAAAGCUCUU
This is a messenger RNA of Didymodactylos carnosus, 1105 nucleotides long. The record is from the annotation of a GenBank genome assembly. NCBI's taxonomy places the organism in Eukaryota, Metazoa, Rotifera, Eurotatoria, Philodinida, Philodinidae.